Messenger RNA from Cygnus atratus (black swan), 3970 nucleotides. RefSeq names its product CLPTM1 like (gene CLPTM1L). The record is from RefSeq and is a predicted model, not a curated record. Gene Ontology annotation, cellular component: membrane; endomembrane system. The transcript has 17 exons. Bases 113 to 1744 code for a protein of 543 amino acids. NCBI's taxonomy places the organism in Eukaryota, Metazoa, Chordata, Aves, Anseriformes, Anatidae.
CGGGCGGGCAGCGGCUUCCUUCCCCGGCGGCGGGGGGGAUGCGCGGGCGGCGGAGGCGGCGGGGCGGUUGUGGGUGCCGGUGCCGUUGCCGGGGGGGUGGCGGCCGGGCACCAUGCUGAGCCGCAGCUCGCUGAGCGGGCUGGCGGUGGGGCUGUUCGCCCUCUACGUGGCGCACACGGGCUGGGUCAUGUACGGCAUCGUCUACACGCGGCCCUGCCCGGCCGCGGGGGCCGCCGCCGCCGCACACCCCGCAUGCGUCUGGCCCUACCUGGCGCGGCGGCCCAAGCUGCAGCUAAGCGUCUACACUACCACACGGUCGAACAUCGGAGCUGAGAGCAACGUAGACCUGGUUUUGAACGUGGAGGAUUUUGAUGUCGAGUCUAAAUUCGAAAGGACAGUGAAUGUCUCUGUACCAAAGAAGACUCGAAAUAACGGCACGUUAUAUGCAUAUAUAUUUCUUCAUCAUGCUGGCGUUUUGCCUUGGCACGAUGGUAAGCAGGUGCAUAUAGUAAGCCCUCUGACCACAUACAUGGUCCCUAAACCAGAAGAGGUUAAUUUGCUCACGGGAGAAUCAACCACACAGCAAAUUGAAGCAGAAAAGCAGACCAGCGCUUUAGAUGAACCCGUCUCUCACUGGAGGUCAAGGUUGACCUUAAAUGUCAUGGUGGAAGAUUUUGUGUUUGAUGGAUCAUCCCUCCCAGCUGAUGUUCACCGUUACAUGAAGAUGGUUCAGUUGGGGAAGACAGUGCAUUACCUUCCAAUAUUAUUUAUUGAUCAGCUAAGCAACAGAGUGAAAGAUUUGAUGGUUAUAAAUCGUUCCACAACGGAGCUACCUCUUACAGUGUCAUAUGACAAAAUAUCUCUUGGAAAACUCCGAUUUUGGAUCCACAUGCAGGAUGCUGUGUACUCCCUCCAACAGUUUGGGUUUUCAGAAAAGGAUGCAGAUGAAGUAAAAGGAAUUUUUGUUGAUACUAACCUCUACUUUCUGGCUUUGACAUUUUUCGUAGCAGCAUUCCAUCUUCUCUUUGAUUUCCUUGCAUUCAAAAAUGACAUCAGUUAUUGGAAGAAGAAGAGGAGCAUGAUUGGGAUGUCUACAAAAGCAGUACUUUGGCGAUGCUUUAGUACUGUAGUAAUAUUUCUUUUCCUUUUGGAUGAACAGACAAGUUUAUUGGUACUGAUCCCAGCAGGCAUUGGUGCCGUGAUUGAGCUCUGGAAAGUGAAGAAGGCUUUGAAAAUGACAGUCAAGUGGCAAGGCAUAUGGCCCAAAAUUCAGUUUGGUACAUACAAUGACUCUGAAAAGAAAACCGAAGAAUAUGAUGCCCAGGCUAUGAAGUACUUGUCAUAUUUGCUCUAUCCACUGUGUAUUGGAGGUGCAGGUUACUCCUUGCUGAAUGUCAAAUACAAAAGCUGGUAUUCCUGGUUGAUUAACAGCUUUGUCAACGGAGUGUAUGCUUUUGGAUUCCUCUUUAUGCUGCCCCAGCUGUUUGUAAACUACAAGAUGAAAUCUGUUGCACACUUACCAUGGAAGGCUUUCACAUACAAAGCAUUCAACACCUUUAUUGAUGAUAUAUUUGCUUUUAUCAUCACAAUGCCAACGUCUCAUAGGCUGGCGUGCUUUAGAGAUGAUGUUGUGUUCCUGGUGUAUCUUUACCAAAGAUGGCUUUAUCCUGUGGAUAAGAGCAGAGUGAAUGAGUAUGGAGAAUCUUAUGAAGAAAAGCCAAAAAAAAAAGCUCAUAGAGAAUAAUUAAGAAUUGAAGAAUAUUCUGACCCCUGGACUCCUACUAGUUACGUGUAUUAUCUGGUCUAAGGAAGGAAAAACUUAUUUAAUAAGAGUAUUUUUAAAGCUUAUGACAGAACUACAUGGACUAUACAUCUUCUAUAUUGCCAAAAUCUAGUUUUGAUAUCCUCCUAUUUGAAGAUCCUGUUUUGUCCUCACAAGGUCCACGGUCUGCCAGAUGUCAUUAGAUAAUCUUCCUGCAUUUAAUCUUCUCUUCAGUAAAAACCUUAAGUGUCUAGACCAUUGUAAUUAAUAUCCAAAUCUGUGUUUUUAAGACAACUUGGUAAGUGGAAGUGUGGUGCCAUGCCACUACGAAAAGUGAAAAAACAAGCCAGUGUGUUGCAGCAGAGUCAAGCAUUACUGCCAAACUGGAAGCUGUCAAAAAUAAAGUGUAUAAUUACUGGACUGUACACUAAUUACAAUUCUUUCUAGUUUGAGAAUGGAAAUCCUUGAGAUUAUUAUAAAAGUUGUAUGUGGACAUUUGAUUGAAGUUCAUAGCUUAAAGAUAAUUUUGUUGGAAAUAAGGAUGAGACAGAUGGGAUUGUUAAAAUUUAAAUUGUGGCCAUGUCCUUAGCCCACAACAUGGCAGAGGGCAUCAGUUGUCUUAAGCAGAAUGAAGAUGUGAAAAAACUAUAACAUAAUUUCUUUCAAUGUGUAUCCAAGUUUAUAUAAGUCCUUCUGCGUUGUUGACAAACCUUAUGAUUUCUUGGCAUAGCAGGUAUUCAUGUAACGCUAAUCAUUAUGUGCUAGGAAAGUCUCUUAACACAUCUUAAAUUCUUCAUGAUGUGGUAUCCCACUGACCUAAUAGGCCAAUUCUUUCAGGCUUCAAGUGGAGUAAUUCCUUGGUCCUUCUCUUCUCUCUCUAUUCUAUUUAUACAAUGAAACACAUCUGGGUGCAAUGGCUUUUCUCAAAUGCAAUACAAGUUCAACAAACUAACUGGAAGCAGAAGAAAAGAGCCUGGUAAAGAACAGAUAUCUUCCUUUCAAACAACUAAAAACCCAUAUUCCAUGAGAACAGCUCAUUAAGGGAGGUAUUUUCAUCUAUUUAUAUCAAAUUAGUCCAAAUAAUCAGUUUGAAGUUGAAUUGUUAAACUAAACUGCACAGAUAUAUCUAGAAACUAUGGCUCUGUUUGUAAAAAGCACUUUUCUUAAUGACAGUGAGUGAAAUAUAUAAUACAUUCCUUUCAACAGCAAAUAAAAUGUGAUUCAAAAAAAAAAAAACAAAAACGAAAGAGAUAUCCAAAAGGCAGGAUUCUAGUUCAUAACUCUAGUUUUGGUUUGGUCAAUAAGUUUGCAGAUUAAUCCUAAUGAUUUUUAAGCUUCUUCAUUAAAUUGCACCCUAUUUGUGCAAGGCUAUAUUUAGCUUCAAUUUGCCAUUGAUUGAAAAUAUUAAUUAAGUAACUUCAAAGAACACAGUUCUAUUCCUGUAGUCUUUAACUACUUUAUGAAGUAGAUUUUAUCCAGUUUUGGUGCUGAAGAAGUCUGAACAUACAAAUACUUGAGUCCCAAAAAGAUAUGGAAAUGCGCCUAACUUCAAGAAGUCCCAGACUAUAGUCUGUCUUAUCCUGAAGUCCUUCUUACUUGCUGCUGGCAAUGGAAGGGAGUCUUGAAGUGAGUAUUUAACUCAUGUUUAUCUUAAGGUCUCUUUACGUCGUUAAUUGUAAAUAAGGAGGACUGUAGAUCUGUUGAUGUUAACAUUAAACAUGCAAUAGUCUAUGCAAAGCUGGGGUUGUAUUUGCUACAUCUUGUAUCUUUUUUGGAUUUGUUUGGAAGAAGGUCUUUGCUGUUAAGCAAAUAAUUCUGGGACUCCUGUUUCAUAAUAGUAAUUAAAUGUGUGAAAAUUUUUCUUGAUACAAAUGAUGCAUAUAGCACAUUCCCUUUUUGUGCCAUUUCAAAACAAUUAAGUCAUCGGCUUUUCUCAAGUGGCUUUUAAAAGUCUAGAAUACCAUAUUCAGGUAUUUCUGAUGUUUCAGCAUUUAUUUUUGUACGUAGCUGUUGAAAAAUCGCUCUUGCAACUUUACGUACAGUGAGUUUAUUGAUCUUCUGUCUUGCAUUUCUGGUGACAAUAAUCUCAGAAUAUUCCAUACAGUAGUCAUAAAGAAUAUAAAAUUUUAAAUUUUUAAAAUGAACGAGACUUUCAUUUUUCACUGUUUUAUGCAUUCCAUUUCCAAAUAAAAGACUUGACAUAUGGAA